Messenger RNA from Larimichthys crocea (large yellow croaker), 2490 nucleotides. RefSeq names its product laccase (multicopper oxidoreductase) domain containing 1 (gene lacc1). Gene Ontology annotation, molecular function: copper ion binding. The record is from RefSeq and is a predicted model, not a curated record. Bases 1013 to 2305 code for a protein of 430 amino acids. The transcript is spliced from 5 exons. NCBI's taxonomy places the organism in Eukaryota, Metazoa, Chordata, Actinopteri, Sciaenidae.
UUCUGCUGUGAAGUUGGACAUUUGGACAUGGGGACUUAUGGAGACUGACUCACUUCUGGAGCCAGCCUCAAGUGGACGUUAGAGGAACUGCAGGUUGUGUCUUCACUUCAGUGAGGACACAUCGUCCCUCUCACAUGUUGUAUUAAGACAAACCUGAAUCUACGACUGCUUCUGUCAGGAUGGAUCCUCUGUAUGUACAGAAACAGUGUACGCUCAUGUGUAUUCAUAAACUGUGCAAACAUCCGGGUCAUCCAGAACCAGCCCACCUGAGGAGGUCUGCAGGGGGACUUCCAUGUUAUUCCACACAGGAUGAAGAUGAUGAAGAGGCUGAGGUGGAGAUCUGGCUCCACCUGCUGAUCGACAAACAUCCUGUCUGAUGACAAUCUUAGAGAUUCAUGUUCCUACACCACAAACCACCUCAGACACCGUCCAGGUUUUAGACAGUCUGCGGGGACGUCACGGAGACUACGUCCAGGUUUUAGACAGUCUGCGGGGACGUCUCGGAGACUACGUCCAGGUUUUAGACAGUCUGUAUCAUGUGUUUUCCGCUCAGAUUCUUGUUCCUUUCACCUGAACCACAGUGAGGAAGUCCACCUUUGUUCCUUUAUUGUUUCUUUGUUUUAUUGUUUUAUUGUCUCGGGGAACUUCCUGCAUGCUUCAGUCAGGUGAGUUCACGUGUUACAGACAUGUGUCAUGACUCUGAGUUCCUGAUGAUCUCAGCGCACACACCCGGCCCUGGAACGUCCUGACCCGGCCCUGGAACGUCCUGACCCGGCCCUGGAACGUCCUGACCCGGCCCUGCUCCCCGGGCCCCCGUGCUGUGCUCGGCACGGUGCAGGAAGCGGCUCUGCUCAGAGUUUCCAGCCCGUGUCAGGGCUUUCCAGUGUGGGCGGAGCGAGCUGCAGGAGGCCGGCGCAGGAAGUCCCUGUGCGGGUUCUUCAGCACACAUGUUCCGCUGUCACACCCGGGCCGUGGGUCAGACGUGGCUCCGUGUCUGCGCCGACUGUCUGCGAUGAGUGAGGCCGUGCUGCUGGAUCUGAUCCACGGCUGCAGUCCAGCGUGCACCGGCGCGUCUCUGCUGGACUCCGCCUCGGCCCCGCAUGUCUUCCUGCUGUGCGGGAGCAGCCCCCGUGACAAACGCAGCCUGUCAUGCGGGACUCUGAGCGCGUGCAACAACGUGCGCGUGCUGGACUCCGGAUCCACCGCGGAGUGUCUGUACCGGUUCAAGCAGACCGUGGACGAGCUGGACCUGAGCUCGGUCCGGGUCCUCACGACCCCGCAGGGUCGAGAUGUGCUGCGCGUGUACCAGGAGCAGCUUUUCACGGCCGUGUACACCUUUGACUACGAGGUGAACGACGUCACCUGUCCGAGCUGCAGAGGCUCCGCCCACACCGACUCACCUGGUCACAGAGUGCACGAAGAAGAAGAAGAAGAAGAAGAAGAACAACAGGUGUCGGCGUUCCUGCGGCAGCUUCCUGCGCUGAAGGGUGACGUCACAGUCCUGAAGUCCACAUUGAUCCCAGACUGUUUCGGUCACGGCUUCAGCACUCGGACAGGCGGUGUGUCCUACAUCCCGACGCUGUCGUCCUUGAAUCUGUUCAGCAGCAGCAGGAGGAGGGACCCCGGGGCCGUGGUGCGGGAGAACAGGCGCAGACUGGCCCUCCAUGCUGGUUUCCACCCGGAGUCUCUACGUCUGGUCAAGGUGAACCACGCCAGCGAUGUUUGGGUUCUGGGGAAAGACGAGCCGGAGAGCUACGACGCAAUGGUGACCGACCGGACUGGGGUGGUUCUGGCGGCUCCGGGAGCCGACUGCAUGCCCAUCCUGUUCGCAGAUCCGGUGUCGAAGGUCAUCGGAGCCGCUCACGCAGGUUGGAAAGGAACCCUGAUGGGGGUUGCUAUGGCAACGGUGGAGGCCAUGGUGACGGAGUUCGGUUGCCAGGUGAGCGACAUCGUGGUGGCCGUGGGGCCGUCAGUGGGGGCGUGUUGCUUCACCCUGGAGAGAGAUCAGGCGUUGGACUUCCAACGCAUUCAUCCAGACUGUGUGCCCGAUCCAGAGUCAGCCCAGCCGCACGUCAACAUCCGCCUCGCCAACAGAAUUCUCCUUCAGGAUGGCGGCAUCCUGCCUGAAAACAUCCACGACGACGCGGUGACGGAGCGCCCCCGUGUGACACCCUGCACUUCCUGUCACCCCGAGGCCUUCUUCUCCCACUGCAGAGACGGACCCAACUUCGGCACCCAGGUGGGUUUCCUGUGGAUCAAGGACACGGCGCACCGGACUCGACCUCCCACAGGCGAGGCGGUCUGACAGGACGCCGCUUGUGUGGUUUGGUCUUCUGAAUCAUCAGCAGGUAGAAACACAGCAGAGCCCGUCUGUGUCCUCAUGAUGGACAUUUACUGUGUCACCUCAGCACAUUGCACAAUUAGUAAGUUCUGUUCUUCUGUUAAAGCAGCUUCAUUUUAAUGUCCAAUAAAUGAAACUGCACUGGUAAA